GUCGACAGAAGUUGUCCGGAUGCUGUGGGUCAACAGGCUACCGGUGUUUGACCACCGAAAAGGACCAGAAUAGACUACUGUACCGGGAGUUUUACCUACCAGGGAUUACGUAUUAUAUAUACAUAUAUAUUAAAAUAUACAUAUAUAUAUAAGUAACUAUAUAUCAUACCUUCUUUGCACGAAAGAAAUACGUGUUCCAUGAGAAUCUUAAGGCCCUUGAAGAAGAAGCACUGUGAGUCAUGUUCCUUAUUGCAAUGAGUCCGUUCGACCGGCAUAUGUGUUUUUAACAUUGUGUGGCACUUGGUGAUGUGCAAAAAAAUGGCUUGUAUUGCUUGAUUCGUCUGGAUUUUUUGUAGUUGGCCAUUCGUUGUUCCGCCACUAAUUAGCAGGGCGGUUUGCUAAGUGGCUUCUGGGUUUGCUGUGCAAUGCCCCGGUUGCCAGCUGUCUUGGCUCAGCAUUUUGCUGCUUCCCCCAUCUUGAAAGCAGGCUUCGCAAGCUUCAGUUGUUUCGAUUCGGUAAAGCAAGCCGCACUUGUGGCUGCUCUGCUAGAGGCAUGGCACGUGCUUCAACCAUGGCUGGACGUAUGGGCUUGAAGAAUAUCCAGGCCCGUUCCAUGUUCACCGGCGGCAUGCCGCCUGGAGGGCGUUUGCCAGGCUUCUGGCUGAGUGCACCAAACAUUGUGCCUGUCUUCCGAAAGGGUCAGCAUGACAAGGUGCCAGUGGAAGCGUUCUCCAUCGAUUGCCGACCCUAUCAACCUGGAACCUGGAACGAGGCAGAACUCUUCGACCGCAUGAGGAGCACCUACGACACGUUUGGUGUUGUGAGGUUGACCAACACCGGCCUUACUGAAGCCAAAGAGAUGCAUCGAUAUGCACGGGCCGUGGUGAAGAAGCAAAUGAAAUACGAAGGUGGCGCCAAUCCACGUGAAGGGAUCAUCGAGAACGUCUUUGAGGUGGGAGCACCCAACGAUGCCUGGCUACACUACCAUCACGAGAUGGCUUACAACCAACACAGCAUGAAGAACUUGGCCUUUUGCAGCAUCAAGGCGACUCCUGGCAAGGGCGACACAUACUUGUCCGAGAACAUGUCAGUCACCGACUCCUUGAUGCAGACGGACCUGGGACGAAAGCUCCGUGACAAAGGAGUGUGCUACAUUCGAUGCCUGACAGAUCGAGAAGCAUACGAGGGCAUGGGAUGGCAACAGGGUGCUUCUGUUUACAACCACUGGCAGCUGUCUUUCGGCGUGGAGACGCCGGAAGAAGCCGAGCGUGUGGCGCGCGAGUGCGGUUUGGACGUGGAGUGGUGUGAGGAUCCUCUUAAACCAGAAUCUAAGCGAUACAUGAAGACCAAGCUUACAAUCAGCGCCUUUGAGUACUGUCCAUCCGUGGGGAGGAAUGUUCUCUACAGCAGCAUUGCAGAUCACAACAUGUGGUUUGACACCUGGAAGGGCGUGCAUGAUGUUCCACCAGCCAAGCGUCCUCUUCAAAUGACCUUCGGUGAUGGCACACCCUUCACGUUGGAGGAGCUGCAACAAUGGGUGUCCUUGUAUGAUGAGGGAGGCAUCCGUGUGCAGUGGGAGACCGGCGACAUCGUAGCAUUUUGCAACUAUCGCUACGCCCAUGGCCGGCCGGCCUUUACGUUGCACAAGUGGGAGGAGCGACAGAUCGGCGUGGUGCUCGGGGAGAAGUUCCAGCGCCAAGGCACCAUCGAGCAGAAGUGGUGAAGAUCACAACUCUUUGGCACCAAUUCAACAAGGAUGUGGAGCUAGGAGCGACACAUGUGAGCUGGACAACUCGCCGCUCACCAUGGCUGGGCCUGGUACAGGCUAACAUGGGGCGCUCGAUAUGUGCCUCAAGAUAAGCGCAUGGAAAUGCCAGAGUGAAUUCAUGCUGAGUCUAGCAGGUCUCAAGGGCAAUGUCGCAUACAAUUCCAAGCGAUUGAAACGAAC
Messenger RNA from Durusdinium trenchii, 1948 nucleotides. NCBI's taxonomy places the organism in Eukaryota, Dinophyceae, Suessiales, Symbiodiniaceae. The record is from the annotation of a GenBank genome assembly.